AUGUUUAAAGCUGGCCAGACAAACCCAUACGACGAGAUUAUUGCGAAGACUACCGAUGAGAACCUCACGGGCGAGAACUGGGAGCUGAUCCUGAACUUGUGCGACAAGGUACAGGAAGAAGGGGAACAAGGGGCACGAAAUGUCAUUGCGUCCAUCUUGAAGCGUCUGACGCACAGAACGUCCAAUGUCCAGCUGUACACACUCACCCUGGCCGAGUCGCUAACAAAGAACUGCGGGAUUGAGGUGCACAGAGAGAUAGCAUCCCGUGCUUUCACCCAAGGCUUGGAGAGACUGAUCACGGACCGGAAUACCCAUGAGAAAGUACGGCGCAGGGCGCUGGGCCUGAUCGCGGAAUGGACCGCAGACUUUGAGAAGGACCAGUCGUUAGGGGUCAUGGAAGAGUGUUACGCGAAUCUCAGGGCGAAGGGCUACAAGUUCGAUACUCCGAACGAGCCCCCGCCGCCCGAAGUUGAUGACGACAUCCGCCGCAGAGAGGAAGAAGAGCUCCAACGCGUCCUCGAGAUGUCCAUGCAUGACAAAGGCGGCCGUGGCCAGUGGAACGAGUACUCGCUCACGUCCUCGAGCGGCGCGGGCGCGUCUGUUGCUGCUGCUGCUGCGUCGGGCUCGCGUGCGACUGCGACGCCUACGCCCGUCACAAGCUCCUCAGCCGCAGCACGCCCGACAUACGGCGGCUAUGUUCCGUCCGCAAGCCCUGCAUUGUCAGGCGGGCCACCUGCAAUUCCGACGCCCACACGGUCGUACAGUACCGCCAGCGUGGCCAGCGCGACAAGCGCAGUGACCGCAAGCCCUGCACCGUCGAUCCACUCGCAGGACAGCGGGACCCAGAUCGUGACGCGCGUGCGCGCGCUACAUACAUUCGAGCCCACGGAGGCGGGUGAGCUCGCGUUCGAGAAGGGGGACAUCAUCAAGGUUGUCGACCGUGGCUACAAAGAUUGGUGGCGAGGGCAACUGAAGGGCCGCACGGGUAUCUUCCCCGUUAACUACGUGGAACGAUUACCCGAACCUACAAUGACUGAGAUCGCCAGAGAAGCUGAACAGGAGGCGGCGGUGUUCACGCAGGCAGCGAAUGUGGACCGCUUACUCACUAUGCUUCGACAGAUGGACCCUGCGAAGGAUAACCUCGCAGAUAAUGAGGAGAUUCAGGAGCUAUAUCGGUCGUGUAUGAGCCUGCGGCCUAAGAUCGUCAAGCUAAUCGACAAGUACAGCCAGAAACGAGCUGACCUCGUGACGAUGAAUGAAACAUUUGUAAAGGCUCGAUCCAUUUUCGACCGCAUGAUGGAAGAGAGCUUGGCACGACACACAUCAGUCGGUGAGUAUACUGCAUGCAUCUACUGUAUCUCUCGUUUUCAUCAAUGA
Messenger RNA from Phanerochaete carnosa HHB-10118-sp, 1377 nucleotides. RefSeq lists its product as uncharacterized. The transcript is spliced from 8 exons. Bases 1 to 1377 code for a protein of 458 amino acids. Lineage: Eukaryota; Fungi; Basidiomycota; Agaricomycetes; Polyporales; Phanerochaetaceae. The record is from RefSeq and is a predicted model, not a curated record. Gene Ontology annotation, cellular component: ESCRT-0 complex. Gene Ontology annotation, molecular function: phosphatidylinositol binding; ubiquitin binding. Gene Ontology annotation, biological process: protein transport to vacuole involved in ubiquitin-dependent protein catabolic process via the multivesicular body sorting pathway.